Molecule: messenger RNA, 1590 nt
Organism: Lycium barbarum (goji berry)
Lineage: Eukaryota; Viridiplantae; Streptophyta; Magnoliopsida; Solanales; Solanaceae
Product: protein DETOXIFICATION 33-like
Exons: 7
Coding region: 1-1590 (529 amino acids)
Biological process (GO): xenobiotic detoxification by transmembrane export across the plasma membrane
Cellular component (GO): membrane
Molecular function (GO): xenobiotic transmembrane transporter activity; antiporter activity
Source: RefSeq, a predicted model, not a curated record
AUGAAGGAGAGUCGAGAGAAGGCUAACAAGGGAUUGUACAGCUUAAUGGCGCCAACUGCGAGUACUUUUGAAAUGGAAAGGAGAUUUCAGGGUGAUGACUAUGAUGAUGCGAAGAAAACAGGCGAAAAAAGUUGGGUUGAAUCCAAGAAGAUGUGGAAGAUAGCAGCACCAGCCAUUCUAACGGCAGUGGCUCAGUUCUCCAUUGGCUUCGUCACUGUUGCAUUCAUUGGCCAUCUUGGGUCUACCGAACUUGCUGCCGUCUCUGUUGUUCAGAAUGUGAUCGAAGGAUUUGUCUAUGGAAUAAUGCUAGGGAUGGGAAGCGCACUUGAGACGCUAUGUGGCCAAGCUGUUGGAGCUGGAAAAUAUGAUAUGCUUGGAAUCUACAUGCAAAGAUCAUAUGCCAUUACUCUUGUGACAGCCCUAUUGCUAACACCAUUUUACAUAUUCACAUCACCAUUACUGAAGCUCCUACACCAGAAUACAAGUAUUUCGGAACUUGCUGGGAAGUAUGCAAUAUGGGUGAUACCUCAAUUGUAUGCUUACGCCCUGGAAUUCCCUAUUCAGAAGUUCUUCCAAGCUCAAAGAAAAAUAUGGGUUAUGACAAUAAUCAAUCUAGUUAUAUUGGCAUUUCAUGUUGUACUAAAUUGGGUGCUUUUGACAAAGCUUGGACAUGGCCUGUUUGGAGCUGCCAUAGCAGGAAAUAUCUCUUGGUGGCUUGUGGUUAUAGCUCAGCUUUUCUAUGUUGUCUCUGGUUACUUCCCUGAAGCAUGGGCAGGAUUUUCCACAUUAGCAUUCAAAUCCCUGUGGGGUUUUCUCAAACUCUCACUCGCAUCAGCUAUCAUGCUUGGCCUGGAGCUCUGGUAUUACACAGUGGUGAUUCUUAUGGUAGGGUGGUUAAAGAAUCCGGAAAUCGCUGUAGAUGCUAUAUCAAUAUGCAUGAACUUGCAAUUAUGGAUACUGAUGAUCACUCUAGGUUUCAAUGCUGCAGUCAGCGUGCGUGUUUCCAAUGAACUAGGAGCUGGUCGUCCAAAAGCUGCAAAAUUCUCAGUAGUGGUUGCUGUAGUUACAUCAACUAUCAUUGGAGUUUUUUUUAUAGCUGCAGUUAUUGCAGCUAAGAACUAUUUCCCCAGAUUGUUUACUAGUAAACUUGAGGUCAUACGAGAGACAUCCAAGUUGGGGUACUUCUUGGCUGCAACCAUCAUUCUCAACAGCAUCCAACCUGUUCUUCAUGGGGUGGCAGUUGGAGCGGGAUGGCAAUUUUCUGUCGCAAUCAUUAAUAUAGUUUGCUACUAUGUAAUUGGCCUGCCAUUUGGUGCCUGCCUCGGUUACCUUGUGAAUCUUGGUGUGGAGGGAAUCUGGUCUGGGAUGUUAUUUGGUAGCCUGCUUCAAACUAUAAUUUUAUUGUUGAAAAUGUUCCGAGCUAAUUGGCAUAAAGAGGUGAUCCAUGCUGAGGAGCGCAUAAGGUCACACGCUAGCACGCCUUUGCAUCCGGAUGUAGUUGAGCAAACGUACUACUUCACCUCUGCCCCUACUAACAUGAGAGAAGAGCAAACGAGAGCAUCAGAGACCACCAAAAUAGAGCAAGCAUGA